AUGUCUUCCGUCGGGUUGAAAAGGGUCUCGCUGGGCGAGGCUGCAGCCUUAGGACGUCUGUAUGACGCACGGACAGACUCCUUUUUGCCAUAUUCAUUCCUGAACGACCUGCUUCCAGAGCCUGCAAUCACCAGAGAGACUCGGUCGUCCUCACGAUUGAGUGUUGUCGAGACCCAUGAUCUCAAAGACAGAUUUGACGCUAUCGGAGUGCAUGCUGACCUUGGUGCCAGCAUAAUUUCCGGCCUGGUUGUUCCGGGAGGCUCUGCCGGCUCUCUGAUGGAUCGACACGAGAGCAAUUUCACAGUCCAAAUGUCCCUCCAACAUCUCGUCACAACAGUUCACGAGAAAAUCAAUUUUGCAAGUCCCGGAUUUCAGCAGUGUAUUUCCCAAGAGAAUAUUCAGCUAGGCCAAGCAACACAUGUGGUCUCAGAGACAACAUGGGGUGCUCGGAGCAUCCUUACAGCGAAUUAUCAAAGAUCCGCUGGGGAAGAUGAGAAUGCUGUGAGAACCCUACUACGAGAAGAGUACGCCAAAAUCGAACAAAACAUCGCACAGAAUGAGACCCUAAUCGCAGACUUGUAUACCAUGCGUGACCUGAGUAAGUCACUUCGGAUUCGUCUCCACACGGACCUGUUGAGAAGCAGUCCGUUCCAGACCGACCUCAAGGGUGCUUGCGAGUUCAUGCGGAAUAUACCAAAUCAGCUUUUAGAGACCAAUGGAGGGUGGGGACAGCCUGUCAUCUACACACUCCUCCCGAUACAAUGGCUCUCGCUGAUAUUAUCCUUCGAGUCCACGGCCGAAAACAUAAUCGUCCAGCCCAGCGAGGAUCAUUUACAGGAGUACCUGAGAAUGUUUGAAGAGAUCAGGAGUGCACAGAGACGACUGAGGGAUUACUGGUCCUAUAUUUCUCAUCGGCGCCCUCUCGUGCCAGAGGAACAUGUCCGCGAAGUUUCCGAGUCUUUUGAUCGUGCAAAGAAAGCAGAAGAUGCACUGAAGGUGCAAUAUGGCAGUACUCUCCGCGAUGUUCGAAGCGGUCGGACAGGCUCGAAACAAAUGGCGCAGGUACUCGACAAAUUCAAGAAUGGCCAAUAUUCUCCAGUGGAGCUUACUGCUGUGGCAGAUGUAUAUGCCAGAAAGCUGGGUUUCAUUGACCAUGCGACAAGAAAAGGGGCAGAUUACUUUCCAAGCGAGAGUUCGGCGCCCACGCCUCGCGGCCAUGUGUAUACUCUUUACUUCAGCCGCAUCGCUAUGGACGAUAAUACAACUUGGGGGCCGAAUUCGCACCUGAUUUUCAACUUGCUCCGAGACCAGGGCACCCGAAAGGCCGUCCGGAUUGUGGACUGUGACCGGAGUGGGCGGUCUAUCCAAAAGUCCAAUAUCACGUACCAUCGCGAUGGCACUCUGAUCACAAAUGACUUCAAAAGGCUGCAGGAUUUCCUUAGAGACAAAUGCCUGAUGGGUUUCGAUGAGGCUCAUCUUGAUACAUGGGGAGUCAAGAAACCGAUAGAUCGGAAACCGGUCAAGCUGCCUUGUCCGGGACGAGGCUGUGAGCCACGGGCGCAGCUUCAGUGGAUCUGUUCUCGGUGCUACUCUACCAUCGACUAUGGGCAGCGAGAUCACUACUUGUAUUGUGACUGUGGCCGUACCAAAUACCGCUACUGGGGUUUCAGAUGCAACGCACAGUGCCAUGGACCAGAUUUCGAGCGAUAUGAUGACCGUCCACUCUUACAGUUGCUUGAUGCCAUGGAUCCUUUUGAAGAGGUCAACAUCUUGAUCCUUGGCGAGACAGGUGUCGGCAAAAGUACGUGGAUUAAUGCAUUCGUCAAUUAUCUCACCCACGCUACUUUGCAAGAAGCAAUGGAUGCAAGUCAAAUAGAGCAUGUCAUUCCAUGUUCGUUUGCCACACAAAAGAUUGACGAGAAUGAUCCUCUCAAGAGACUUGUUCAGACCAGAGUUGAAAUCGGCGCCAGGGACGAGCUUGAACACGAUGCGUCCGAUGGCCAGUCUGCUACACAAAAGGCCAUGACCUACCCUAUUUUCGUUGAUUCGGUAAUGGUCCGCUUGAUCGAUACUCCCGGUAUCGGUGACACCAGAGGGCUGGAUCAGGACAAAGCCAACAUGGCGGACGUUCUGUCAGUGCUAAGCAACUACAAGGAGCUGCAUGGGAUUCUGAUACUCCUCAAGCCAAAUAACUCUCGAUUGAACGUCAUGUUCGAGUUUUGCAUCAAGGAACUGUUAACCCAUUUGCACCGCAACGCUGCUCGCAACAUGGUAUUCGGUUUUACCAACACUCGUGGUUCGAAUUAUCACCCUGGAGACACCUUUAUACCACUCGAGGCUGUGUUGAAGCAGUUCCGAGAUGUCAAUCUAGGCCUGUUCCAUGACACAGUCUAUUGCUUCGACUCGGAAAGCUUCCGAUACCUCGCCGCUCAUAAGCAAGGGGUCAAUAUAGGCAGCUACGAUGACUAUUUCCGAAGCUGGGAGCAGUCUGCCACCGAGUCACGGCGGUUACUCAGUUAUAUUCGCCAAUUAGAGCCGCAUCAAGUGAAGAGCACUCUCAGUCUGAAUGAAGCUCGACGCCUGAUCCUUCAGUUGACGAAACCAAUGGCUGAAAUAGCACAAAAGAUCAAUGAUACCAUUGAACUGAACCAACGGGACAAUGAACUCUUGCGGAACAGCAGAUUAAGCAAGGACGAAAUGCUCAAGAAGCUUGAUAUUCAGCAAAACUCGGUGGUGUUCAGUCCAGUGACUCGUCCAAAGACUGUCUGCACCAAUGCGAACUGCAUUAGAAAAGUCGACACUCCCGGCCCGAACGGGGAGGAUACUGUGCACAAGAGUCUCUGUCACAACCCUUGUUGCCUGACUAAUGUUCCCGUUGAGAGAGUGGGAACUCCAGAGUUGGUGAGGUGUGCGGCUUUCGCGGGCUCGCAACAUUGUAAAAUCUGCAGGCAUCAUUGGACAGAACACAAGCAUAUUCUGUACGAACACAGAGAGACAACAAAGACGAUCAAAGAUCCGAAAGUCGAGAUGUUGUUGCAAGAAAAUGCCAAGGUGACUACUGUUAUCGAGGCAGCAAUCAAGGCCAAAGAGGACACCAUCGCAGAGUUCAGGCACGAGCAUAAAGAGAUCCAGAAGGCGGCAGUCCAGUUCAGCCUCUGGCUCAAGCACCAUUCCAUCACCCCAUACAACGAUGCCACGCUGGAAUAUCUGGACCAUCUGAUCAAAGAGGAGAAGUCCAAGGUUGCGAUUGGUGGUAAGAGACAACGACUGGAUGCCUUUGAACAGUAUCGGCGCGAAUACAAGGAGCUUGUCAACCUUUUCGAAUCAAACUUUGAUAAAGGCAGAAACGAAGAGCUCCUGGACGCGAAGGGCGUCGACAAGCUUGUGAAACAACUGUAUUCUCUGAAGCAUUAUGGCGCGGACCUCCGCAAGCUGCGAGACGCCGUGGUCAUCGCUCAUGCGGCUUCAAUCCGCGAGAGACCAUACCAUGUCAAUGCGAGGAGAGGCUAUGGGAUUUCCGGGAUUGGCACAGGAUCUUUCCAGGCCUCGAUCAGAAGUCGUGCUCCUUCAAAUGUCGGAAAUAAAUCCUCCGCCUCGCUGAAAGAGGAAGUGAAGGAAGAUGGUUGCCCGACAAGAGGCAUGUAA
This is a messenger RNA of Cladophialophora psammophila CBS 110553, 3645 nucleotides long. RefSeq lists its product as uncharacterized. The record is from RefSeq and is a predicted model, not a curated record. The transcript is spliced from 2 exons. Lineage: Eukaryota; Fungi; Ascomycota; Eurotiomycetes; Chaetothyriales; Herpotrichiellaceae. Bases 1 to 3645 code for a protein of 1214 amino acids.